AUAAGUUGUCAAAGUUUGUCGUCUGGUACGAAUUUUUCUUUCGGAGUGAGGUAGUAAACUAGCACGAUGCUGACGUGGGAAGCUGUAAUAAAUAAUUAAUGUUUACUUCUUAAAAUGAGCUAUUAUUUACUUGUAACUCUAUUUGAAUUAUAAUAGUUCUUUGACGUUUCAUUUAAUUUAUUUUUACACAUUAAAAUGUCCCGAUUUCUUCGCAUUUAGCAUGGCAAGUGAUUCCCAAACUAGAGAAAUUUUGCAUGUAGUUUUGUUAUGUAUCAUCUGGUAUUGUGUUAGUUCAGGUAAUGGUGUUAUUUUAAAAACCAUCCUAAAUGAUUUCCCAUAUCCUACUACCGUUACAAUGGUACAGUUACUGACUGCUACUGUACUUUCUGGACCGUUAUUUUCUGUUCUUGGUGUGAGAACUAAUGUGGAAAUCAGUCGCUCAUAUUAUUGGAAACUUAUCGUGCCUUUGGCAUUUGGUAAGUUUUUUUCAUCAGUUUCAACCCACGUCAGUAUCUGGAAAGUGCCUGUUUCUUAUGCGCAUACUGUUAAAGCCACUAUGCCAUUAUUUACAGUUAUAUUGUCUAGAAUAAUUCUAGGAGAAAAACAAACUUUGAAAGUUUAUUUUUCCUUAAUCCCAAUUGUAAUUGGUGUUGUCAUAGCAACAGCAUCUGAGAUAUCUUUUAAUGUUGUUGGUUUGAUUAGUGCACUUUUAGCUACAAUGGGAUUUUCUCUUCAACAUAUCUUUUCUAAAAAGGUCCUAAAUGAAACGAAAAUUCAUCAUUUACGAUUGUUGUAUGUGCUUGCUAGACUGGCUCUUUUAUUCUUUUUGCCAGUUUGGGUUAUGUAUGAUUUGACUACCAUCAUUUAUGAUGAAAAUUUGUUUCAACAAAAAAAUCAGGGAAGAAUUUAUUUCUUAUUGUUUGCAGAUGGGUUGUGCAAUUAUGCCCAAAACAUUGUGGCCUUUAGUAUUAUUUCCUUAGUCUCUCCUCUAACUUAUUCAGUGUGCAACACAGCCAAAAGGAUAUCUGUUAUAGCUGUUUCUCUAAUUCUAUUGGGUAAUCCGGUGACUGCAGUGAACUUUUUUGGCAUGAUGUUGGCCAUAUUUGGAGUUCUUGUGUACAAUAAAGCAAAAUAUGAUGCAAAUCAAGAAAAGGUAAAAGCAACAACUCUUCCCUUUGUAAAGCAGAAUGAUACUAAUUUACUUUUGAAGUAUGACAACUAUUAUGAUCCUGUGAUAACUAAGGUAUACCCACUAGAGAUGCCUAAGCAAAAUGGAUAUGUUCGUUUGCACCAAAUGAUGAAUGGCUCACCGAACCUACAAAAUAUAUGAUAAAAUCUACACUUAUUUAUUUUGCAUUUAAGUUGAUAAUUUUUAUGAACCCUAAAGUGAGUUAUUAUUGAUUUUUAGUUUGCAAAUUUUGUUUUUGUUUGCUUAUGAAUGUUAAUUCAUCUAGUACAUUCAUUCAAUUUGCUUCCUUCUGUUAAAUAUAGUCUCAAAAUUGAUUUGUCAAAUUAUUCGAAUAAAUAAAAUCAUACAAUGUGUUUUACCAGAACUGAUUAAUAAAUAACUGUUAAAUGUUUUUGCGGGAUAUUUGUUUAUUAUUUUUUUUUUUUUGAUAAUUUGUUUAAAAAUUAGACAGCAAAAAAAGAGCAAAAAAAUUUGCAAAUUCUCAUUAAAAAUUUUAACUUUUUGAAUCUUUACAAUUAGAAUGGCUUAGUAAGGAACUAAAUUAAAGCAUAGUAAUUUGUAAAUGAUGUAAAAAGAAAUUAAUCUAUUGAUAAAUAACUAAACAUUUAUUGAACAGGUUACAAUUUAUUUUUUUAGUUUCAAGAAAAUCAAGUUGCUAUUGUAAUACUUUAAUAACUUAAAACGUUUAACAGGUUAAGGGUUUUUUACAUCAAGAAACUGAUUCUCAGUGUUAUUCAAUGGGAAAAUUUCAACCCACUUUUUCCUAGGGGUUCAGUGCUUGAAGGGUCAAUAUGAAUUAGAAUGAAUUAAUGUAAACUGUUGCUAAGAAAAACCCUAAUCUCUAAUAUCUAUUUUAGCAAAUUAUUUUUUCAAAUUUCUUUGUUCUUUAUUACCAGAGUCAGACUUACUAAUUAAGGCUAUUUUUUUUACCUCAAUGAGCAAAUUUUAUUAUAAAUACUAACUGUAGUAUUUGUGUUUUAUUUGAUGUUAUGCAUAUUUAUCUUUUCUUUUUUUUUAUUUAUUCAUUUAAUUUAAGCAACAACAAAAAAUUUUAUAGUUUUUCUUUAACUCCAUUCAUUACCAAAAGAUACAUGUGUAACAUUUAGUUGGUUAUUAUAAACAGAACCUGGGUCCUGUAGGCUUGGGAGAUAAACUAACUAUCUUGAAUAAAUACAGUGUUUCAAAAGCAACAACUUGUUUCUAGAGAUAUGAGCUUUAUUUGCAUUACUUGUCAGCCAUGUGUCAAAACUCCAUCACAUUUCCUUGGAGUAUGACUCUGCAUGUCAGCGCACAGAUACCAUUGUUCAGAUCAGUUAUGUGAAAUACACAAAGUAAAAUGUGCAGAAGUCCCCAUCUUGCUAGAAAAUUACGAAAAA
This is a messenger RNA of Parasteatoda tepidariorum (common house spider), 2565 nucleotides long. RefSeq names its product solute carrier family 35 member E1 homolog. Lineage: Eukaryota; Metazoa; Arthropoda; Arachnida; Araneae; Theridiidae. The record is from RefSeq and is a predicted model, not a curated record.